CCUCUCACAUCGCUGCUGUCAGCCUCACGCGCUGUCCGUGUUGUUGUAGUAAAUAAUGGCGGCAUCGGGAGGCGGAUUAUCACCUCCCGCUACCGUGGCGGGCUUGAGCGCCCAACUGCCGGCCCGGGCUCGCUUCCCGGGUCGGCCGUGCACGGCUCGCAGCAGGCUGCGGUCGGAGAAACGCACCAAACGCGGAAGGUUGGGCUCGGGCGACGGGGAUCUGGCUGCCGAAGGGCCGAGGCCCGUCAACAUCGGCCUGGCGUUGAGCGAGGACCCGUCGCUGCUGCGCCUGCUGGGGGUGGCGGAGAAGCACAGGAGGCAGCGAGAUGCGGGCUUCGACUCCAGCAACAGCGAAGAGGAGGAAAUUUUCACUGGAUUUGGGACCACAACAGUUCAGAAAGCCCCUCAGUCGUCAUUACGAAGCCAAGAAAAACCUCCCCAAGCUUCAGACCUGGGAACAAAGCCUAUCAUUGGAAAGAUUAUACCCAAGACCCCAAAACACUCUCUAAUUGGGAAAAUUGUACCGAGGUUCCCUAAAGAAGACCAGGACGUCGAAGACAGCCCAGAAAAAGACAAAGAAAUUCCCAAGGUGGUAAUUAAACUGCACAGCAAACAGGUAGCUCUCACUGCAAAAGCCAAACAUGCAGACGAGGAGGCCUCUGGUCCACAGAGCAGUACAAGAUCAGCUGUCUUUAUCAGGAAAGCAGGACAAUCAGCAGUUUCAGGCAGGACGCAAAACCAAACAGCCGAUACCUCAGCUGGUGGCGCCAAGAAAGCUGACAAGGUCAAAGAACGAGGCGAGGUGUCGGAGGACUCAGACACGGACCAAUCCCAGCCGCAGAGACCUAUGAAGCGCAUGAGGGGGUUUCGAAUUGGGCACACCGGACGCACAUCUACAGCAAUCUCUCCAUCGUUCACAUCAUUUCACAAACGGCGGAAGAAGAGAAUGGCUAAGAGUAUGGGUGCGUCUCCGGAGGCCGGAGCCGAGGCCGGCGCCCAGAGUGGAGAGGAGGCAGCGAUGCCCCUGGAGUGUAAAGCCACAGAUACCCCUGAAAAAAAACCACACAGGAGAAAGUCUGUGUUUGGGUGCAGGCGAAAGCGACCAAACACCACUCCAGCCAUCAGUAGUCCAAAAAUAAGUCAUAAUCGCAUUAGGCAUGUUUUUUACACCUAUGUACCAGAGCCCCUUCCGGCCACACAGACGCCAGGCGGGAACAAACAGCAGCUGCCAAGUCAGAAUCCACCUGAGGGAGCGCCGAGCUCGCUUCCCGAACACGGCCAGCAGACCUCAAACAACUCCUCCGCUCCCGUGAUGAGCGCACGGUCCUCCCGAGUCAUUAAAACUCCAAAGAGGUUCUUGGAUGAGGAAAUGAUUCCUUUUCCAACGGGUUCUCGGCGGAAAAGUCAACAGAGAGAGGAGGGAAAACCAAGUUCAUCAAGUCACAAGUCAAGCUAUGACGGCAACUCGCUGCAGUCAGACACGGACUGUGUAUCUGUGGCCGAGAGUCCGUCUGCGGUGACAAAGUUCUCAUCAAAACCCAGUCCGGGCACGAGCCACCUGGAGAUCUACAAGAACCUCAAAAAACUGACCUUGAAGCUGGCAGAGAAAAAGAAAAGCCACUCCAACACUGAGGGGGAUUAUACGCAACAUGGCGACGGUUUGAAGAAGAGGCGGCGGUCACAGCUCACGAUGGAGGAGAUGGACUCUCCGGGUGUUGUGAGGAAACUAGCCGUGGUGGUGAACGCUGAAGCGCCCUCACAUUUGGCUUCAGGAGAUAAAGACAACAAUAAUGAAGCAGGAGGCGUGGCCGGGGACAGUCAUGAGGCGUUGGAGGUCAGCGGGCCCAGCCAUCGAAUCGGUCUCAGUGGAGCUAAUAAGACGAUGCUUCACCUGCUGAAGAAAGCCAAAGUUCAGCUCAUCAAGAUUGAUCAGCAGAAGCAGCUUAAGUUGUCACAGCUCGGCUCCAGAGAAUCUCGAGUGCCAGUGAGUGGAAGGAGGCGGAGGAGGAGGAGAGCUGGCGUAUCUCCCAAAGAUAUUGGUCCUCAGGAGCAGCCGCUGGGUGGUCCGAGGAUCAAACAUGUGUGUCGGGCAGCAGCAGUGGCUUUAGGGCAGCCCCGUGCCAUGGUGCCAGAUGAUAUCCCCAGACUCAGCGCCCUGCCACUUCAUGAGAGAGAGGGCAUCACCUUCUCUCCUGCAGCAGAAGAUGUGGCAGAUGAUGAUGAUGAUGACGACGAUGACGUUUCUGAUCAGGGAAGGACUCAGUGGGUUGUCUCUCAGGAGCAAAUCCGUCGGAGGAGGAGGGGGAGGGAGAAGGGCAUCAAGUUCAGGAAAAGGAAGCCCCUGAGUCAGUAUAUACCCGGGGGAGUCCGAUCUCGGCGUUGUGGACGCUGCCCAGGCUGUUUGGUAGAGGAGGACUGCGCGAAGUGCGGCAACUGCCUCGAUAAGCCCAAGUUCGGGGGGCCCAACACAAAGCGGCAGUGUUGCAUAUAUAAGAAGUGCGAGCGGAUUGAGAGAGCGAGGAGCGAACGCUUCGUCAGACCAUUGAAACUCCAGGCGAGGAGGCCGGCGGGCUCCGUGUCAAGCAGUGACGAUGCAAACUGGGGGUUUGAAAAUGCAGACGAGGGAUCGUCCUCGAUGGUGCCUGGAGUCAGGAAACAGUCCCUGCGUAACAUCACGCCGCGCUCCUACAGCAGCCUGCUGAAGUCUGAAUCUGAGGAUGAAGAGGAGGAAGAAGAGAAAAAAACAGACAAAUCGCAAGUGAAGGCGACAGUUCCUGCUGCCAGUAAUCAAGAUUUAGCUUCUCAAGAAGGCGGAUCGCUGCCGGAUGACCCUCCAACUGAAGCGGUGAGGUCUCGCCGGCCGUUCUCCAGAGGAGCUGGGAACAGACCCAGAGCUUACAAGAAUCCUGCAGAGUGUGCGUCAGUGAACACCCUGACUGGGUUAUCUAAUGGAUUUCCCCAAAAGGGCGUAUUGCAGGACAAGUACAAGAUUCGUGUGGACUUCAAGGAGGACUGUGCUGUCCAGAAUGUGUGGCUCAUGGGUGGCCUCAGCGUCCUCACGUCUGUCCCCACCACACCACAACCUGUCUGCCUCCUCUGUGCAAGUAAAGGACGACAUGAGAUGAUAUUCUGCCAGAUCUGCUGUGAGCCUUUCCACAGUUUCUGCCUCUCAUCAGAGGAGCGCCCCCAGAAGGAGAACAAGGAGAAUUGGUGCUGCAGGCGCUGCAAAUUCUGUCACGUGUGUGGCCGUCGAAGCAAGAGCACCAAGCCUGUUUUGCAGUGCAGAAGAUGCCAAACCUCGUACCACCCUUCCUGCUUGGGACCAACGUACCCUAAGCCUCUGAACUGCUCCAUGCCCUGGGUGUGCAUGACGUGCAUUCGGUGUAAAAGCUGCGGUGUGACUCCUGGAAAGACCUGGGAUUUAGCCUGGAACCACGAGCAGGAUCUCUGUCCCGACUGCACUUCUCUCCACAAAAAAGGUAAUUUCUGCACGAUCUGCCACAAGUGCUACGACGACAGCAACCAACACACACAGAUGAUUCAGUGUUUAAAGUGCAGCCACUGGAUUCACUACACAUGUGAAGGACUUUCGGAUGAGCUGUUUGGGUUGCUGUCAAGUCAAACAGAGGAAGUGUGUUUCACCUGCUCAUCCUGCAGCCAGCAGCAAACUGAGGUCCGCAGUUUAAAGGCGGCUCUGCAGAGCAGGCUGAUGGCCGGGCUGGAGGAGGUGCUCGUUGACCUGCUCUCCAGCGACGCCACACAGCACCUCCUUGUCUGUAAAAUGUGUCGGGAAACAAACAACACACAGCUUGUCAGGGAACAGCAACCGGUGUGUGAUCUACAAGCCGUGGAGAAGAAGUUUAAAGAGGGGGGUUACACCUCAAUAAAAGCGUUUCAUGUGGGUGUCGUCUCUGUGAUGAGGAAGUGGUUGAAGGAAGAGGAGCUUCUCCCUGAGGAUCAGAGACCAACCAGUCAGGCCAGGGCACGCUAUGUCAAAGUGAUUGAGCAGGUUUUUAGCUGGUUUCCAGCAAGCCAUCUGAAGAAGUGGAACUCUCUCUCUGAGGAAUUACCAAGUGGUAUGCUCCCUGAGGCGGUCCUCCCACCAUCUAAGGAGCACAGUUAUGCACAGUGGCUGGAGAGGACAUACCAGCCAAGAGAGUCCAGGGGCCCACAGGCGGGGAAAACUGACUUUGUGCUGAACUCAGUCUCCACACAGCAGUCUGGUGUAACGCACGGCCUCCCUCUGUCUUCACGUGGCGUAAAGAAUGAAACAACCAAGACUGAAGAUAUGAGGCAGUGUGCCCUGUGCCAGCAUUAUGGAGACUGCGCUCCCAGGGAUGCAGGACGGCUGUUGUAUUUGGGACAGAACGAGUGGGCCCACAUUAACUGCUGCCUUUGGUCUGCAGAAGUGUACGAGGAGAAAAGCGCUCUUUUGCAAGUGCACAGUGCUGUCUCAAGAGGGCGCCACCUGCGUUGUGAUCGUUGUGGGCAGUCUGGAGCCACUGUGGGCUGCUGUCUCUCCACCUGCCAGAGUAAUUUCCACUUCAUGUGUGCUCGCGCCCAGAACUGUGUGUUUCAGCUGGACAGGAAGAUGUUCUGUUUCAAACACAGAGAUCUUGUCAGUGAGAAGGUGGUGUCUGGGAAAGGGUUUGAAGUGACUCGGCGGAUAUACGUGGACUUUGAGGGGAUCAAUCUCAGAAGGAAGUUCCUCACAGGCCUGGAGCCAGAAUCCAUAAACAUGACUAUAGGCUCUCUGCAGAUUCAGAAACUUGGUGUGUUGUCAGAGUUGUCGUCAUCUGGGAGGAUGCUGUUUCCUGUCGGCUAUCAAUGUUCUCGGUUGUAUUGGAGCACCGUGGACCCUCGCAGACGCUGCAAGUACACGUGUAAGGUGACAGAAGCGAGUACUCCUCUCCCUGGUGAGGAACAAGAUCCAAGGUGGGACAAAGAGGAGAAUCACACGAUAGUCCACAGCCCCAACCACCGCAGAGAAGCCGAGUCUCCGGAUCGUGUAAGCUGCCCAUCCAGCCCGAUAAAGUCCACUACCCCAUCGCCAAACUCUAAACAGCACAACACACCCGGAUCCAAAAGUCCUGGUUACACACAGACCAGGAGACCAGCAGGAGGAUCAUCUCGACCUCUUCCCUCCCCGGGGUCCGCUCCUCCCAAAUCACAUCACAUCCUGACACUGAGGGACCUGGAGGACACCCGUCGGCCUCGCAGGCUCUCAUCAAGAAGCCGCUGCAGUUCCUCGCCAACAGAGAGCGACCCAUCUGUACCGAUGACCCUCCGCUCUGGCGGCACUGUUCACUCCAGAUGUUCCCUAUUCAGCUCCCCUCCGAGGUCCUCAAACUUGGGAGCAGCCUCGCCUCCUUUGUCGCGACAAAACUCAGCAUCACCAGUCUGGAGCUCCCCGCCUCGAUCCAACUCCAGCAUCUCUGCGGGGCUGUCACCUCGACAAGGAGCCAUCACUCACUCGCCCAGAGGGAGACAAAACUUUAAAAUCACUACUCCAGUUUCUGCAGAGGUUCCCCAAGACUUCCUGGCAUCGUCUGAGGCAGAAGAUGCAGCAGUGGCCACGACUAACGGGAUCUCACUCGCCCCGGAGAACCUGGAGGAGGAGGUCGCCCACCUGAUGUCCCAGGAGCUGCCGUACACUGUGUUUGACACCGACACCGAGGUAGCGGUGGCCUCCAUGCUGAAUGCAAAGCUUGAGUUUGACGAGGCGUUGCUCACUGAGAAUGUGACGCUUCACUGCGGUGCACAGGGUGGGAGAGGAGAGGUGGAAGGCAUCGUGCAAGACGGGGAAAUGCAAGUAGAUAAUUUGGACUCAGAAGUUGAGGAUUCAAGCCAUUACUUUAAAUUUUCACGCACAGUGGUGUGCGACGCAGCUAGCAGCUCAGACGCCUCAGGUCAGGUCACUUCAACUCAGUCUAUCUCACAGUUGGACGGCGCGGACGGCGGGUCAGAGAGUGAUGAGAGUGAGACGGGGGAUGAUGAAGCUCAGGACACAGAAGGAGAAGAUGGAGAGAGUGACAUUCACACCAAUCAUAAUACACCGACUAAACAGCUGACGGUCGCUCUAAAGAGGCUGGAGUCCAUCUACACCGUGUCGCAGUCGACAGCUGACCCAGAGUUUCAGGAACAUCCUCAACCAUCUGACGUUCUUGGAGCAAGUUAUGCAAACGACGACAUGUCCGUUCACGAGGAGGAAGUCCCGAUGAGCUCUGAAACAUCUCAAAAUGAUGUGUACUUGGAUUCAACUACAGGACAUUUAGUUUCUAGUGAAGACGGGACCAUAGUUUGCCCAAAUAACAUCCAAGCCGAUGAUAAAGAUGAGAGUAGCUCGUCGGCCGACUCCAUUGAAGGAUUUAAAGACGAUUUGAACGACCCUGACUACUCUCCAGAGCGUGAGCAGGGUCCAGAGCGUAAAACAAAAAGAUCUCCCACAGCGCAGAUGAAAAACCUGUUUGUAAAGGCAAAACGUCCGCCAUCGAACUUCAAACGUUUGUCGCCAAAACCGUGUCUUCCACAGCAGCGCAGACUCAAACUGUUGCUGCCACCUCGACCUGCACAGAUAGUAAAUAAUGCGUCAGGUUCCCCCCCUGCCUCUGUUUGUUCCGUUCCACGCGCAGUCACCUCCCCCAUCGUGAUCAACGGCUUAAACGUACCCAUUCAGCCCAGCGCUUCAAGGGGCAGAGCCAUCGCCAUCCGCUUGGACAACUCGAGGCCAGGAAGUCAGCAGCAAGUCGGGAUUCAGAGUCAAGCUGAAUCCGCUAGCGCACCAUCAAUCCUGGCUCCGACCCCUCAGGUCCUCCUGGUCAACAGACAAGGUCAGAUUCUGAUCAAAGACCCGAGAUCAAACACGUAUCAGUCGCUCAGUACAAACUCUCCUACCUACAAUAGAAUAAGCCAGAUUGCCAAGAUUCUCCACAGCGGUAACACCUUGCAGCGAUCAGUCCCGCGUGUCAUCAUAAGGCCUCGUUCAAGCGUCGCCGCCACAAGCGUCCCUCCUCCCAGUAAUCACACAACAGCAGCAACCGAGAGAAAAUUCAUUGUCAGAAUGGUGCCUGUGAAAACCAUCGGGACACCGGCACCCACAGCUCCCAGUGCUCCCACAGCUCCCAGUGCUCCCACAGCUCCCGUCGUUGUCCAGACUGUCCCUGAAGCAGGUUUCGCCAACACGGGAAGCACAGCCCAGGCCAUAAUUGACAGAGCCAUGGCUACACACCGCAGCGAGCCAAACACACAACCUAACAUCCUCCGUAAUGCUCGGCGGCAGAAGGUAAAACAUCGGAGAUCGGCCGUGAUUGAGGACGCAACGGUUUCAUAUCGGUCACCAGCUGCACCUUCAGAGUUGCCCAGCAAUGAAACAGAUUUCAGCCUGCAGCCAACACCUGCGUCAGCACGCCCCCAGGUGAGAGUCAAGAGAGUGUCGUCGGUGACUGAACGGCCGUCCAGGAAGAAAUCCAAGAUGGACUUUUUAAGGGAUCCCACAAGUGAGCAGGAGGACAUGAAUGAAGCCAGCAGACCGAGUGGUGUGAGAAUGAAAGCUCCAACGAUGAAGGACAUCCUUGAUAUGGACCAGGAGAAUAAGUACGAGCCUGAGCCCGACGCCGAGCCGUUGAGAAUAACUGCUCCGCCACCUCCCACACCCUCCAGGCAUCCUCGGGUUGACAGUCCGACAUCACACGCACAAACAAACAGUCACAUUCUGGGUAAAACACACACGUGGGUCAGCGCUCGCCAUGGAGACCUCUGCGAAUGGGGCCCUUAUUCAGGUUUUAGCUCGGAAGAAGAAGCACCUGCUCCCAAUCAGAGAAAGAGGACGUACAUGAAUCAGCCCCACCUGCGUUUUGAAAUCACCAGUGAUGAUGGAUUCAGUGUGAAAGCUAACAGCAUAGAGGUUGCCUGGCGAGCGGUGAUCGAAGGCGUCCUGGAAGCUCGAGCGGGCUUCCACCUGAAGCAGCUGCCUCUGGGCGGGAUGAGCGGGCCGCGGGUGCUCGGCAUCGUCCACGAUGCCGUCAUCUUCCUGCUGGAGCAACUGGAGGGAGCUGCAAACUGCCACCGCCACCGCUUCCGCUUCCACCGCUGUGAGGACAUCGAGGAAGAGCUUCCCCUCAAUCCGAGCGGCUGUGCUCGCACUGAAGUCUACUCGCGGAAAGCCACUUUUGAUAUGUUCAACUUCCUGGCAUCGCAGCACAGAAAGCUCCCAGAGAUCGUAGGCCCCUUUGACGAAGAGGAGGAUGAAUUCCCACUGAAAUCUUCCAGGCGAGCCACCAGCAGUGAGCUUCCCAUGGCGAUGAGAUUCAGACACCUGGAAAAGAUCUCCAAAGAAGCAGUAGGGGUUUACAGAUCUGAUAUUCACGGUCGUGGCCUUUUCUGCAAAAGAAACAUCGAGGCUGGCGAGAUGGUGGUUGAAUAUGCCGGCACCGUCAUUCGCUCUGUCCUGACUGAUAAACGGGAGAAAUAUUAUGACAGUAAGGGCAUCGGCUGCUACAUGUUCCGCAUCGACGACUUUGACGUGGUGGACGCGACGAUGCAAGGCAACGCCGCCCGUUUCAUCAACCACUCGUGCGAGCCCAACUGCUACUCUCGUGUCAUCAACGUGGACGGCCGCAAGCACAUCGUCAUCUUCGCCCUGAGGAAGAUCUACCGGGGCGAGGAGCUGACCUACGACUACAAGUUCCCCAUCGAGGACGAGAACAGCAAGCUGCGCUGCAACUGCGGGAUGAGACGCUGUCGCCGCUUCCUGAACUAGUACCAACCCCACACACACACACACACACUCACACACACACAGCGUACCAAUAGCCAUCUUGUUUAAUGCACUUGAAGUCAGGAGGAUUUCGAUGAACUGAUGAAGGCGACUGUUGUGACGUAGCCAUGAGUGUGAGGUCGCUGAUGCACACCUGCGUCUGCUGAAUGCUUUGUGAGUUUGAUGAUGGACGGCGUGUGUUCAUUUCUGUCCUCUGAACUGCUGUCAACAGUCACAAACCAGAUUAGAGCCAUAUGUCGAAGCUUGGGGUGAAAGCUAUUUAUAUGAUUUCAGACCGCUGGAUCAUUGGUCCGUUAGGAAGUGCAGUUUAACUAGGGAAACUGUACAUUUUUGGGGAUUUGUGUACUGUUUCACCAUCUCAUAUGCACACACACUUUUCACACUUUUUCAGUUUUUUUUUUGAAUUCGUCAGUAGCCUCUGCUGGAACUCGGGCCAGACAACAGCUGCCACACAAAUACAACCAGCUACAAACAUGGCAAAAUAACAUAUCCUGAUUGCAGCUAUUACGAUGUAAAAACGGGAUCUAUUAUAUUGCUGAUGACUGUGUUUUUUUUGUAAAUACAAGGUCACAGAGAAGAAUGAGGAGAAUUUAUUCAGCACCUUACUUUGACGCAGCCUUCUGUGGCUGCACUGCUGUCACAGCAGACGGGACAAAUUUCAAAAUAAACACAUUUGAGUCCUCGUGCACAUUGUAGUGCAGCUACAUUUUAACCUCACUCUGGAUACUACGAGCUGGGACUCCAAUAUUUUAGGUGCUGGUGACGUUUACCCCAAAAGGUAGUUUUAAUAUAUAGUCACCCAAACCUUCUUCCCACCCCCCACCCCCCCUCAUUCAGUCAGUUCAAAUUUCCUGUUUUUAUUUGUGACGGCAGAGAUGCUGUGAUCUUUUAUCCCACAAUUACAGUCUGUUCUUUAUUUGUUAAUUUGUGCAGUUUUCUGUAUUUUAAGGUAUAUGAGGGAAUUUCUGUGGUGCAGGGUUCAAACAUACUGAAUAUAGUGAUCUUGCUCUGCACACUCCCUUAUAAAUCUUUUUGUAUUUUUGUAUAUUUGAACAAUAAAUGUAUAUUCAACAA
This is a messenger RNA of Plectropomus leopardus (leopard coralgrouper), 9850 nucleotides long. It is a transcript of the gene kmt2ba, whose product is annotated as lysine (K)-specific methyltransferase 2Ba. The record is from RefSeq and is a predicted model, not a curated record. Gene Ontology annotation, cellular component: histone methyltransferase complex; nucleus. Gene Ontology annotation, biological process: positive regulation of DNA-templated transcription. Gene Ontology annotation, molecular function: zinc ion binding; DNA binding; protein binding. Lineage: Eukaryota; Metazoa; Chordata; Actinopteri; Perciformes; Serranidae.